AUGCCUGGAGAAGAACGAUCUUGUGAUGUUGCUAAAGGAGUGCAGAGAGCUUGUGCUUCUGGAUGUGAGGGAGUGCGAGGUAUUGCAUCUCUUGAUCUGCUCAGAUGCAGCAUGGUUUGUUGCACCACGACGAUUACACUCGCUAUCGAUUGUAUUUGCAAAAUGUGUGGCCAAGGGUGA
Molecule: messenger RNA, 180 nt
Organism: Prunus armeniaca (apricot)
Lineage: Eukaryota; Viridiplantae; Streptophyta; Magnoliopsida; Rosales; Rosaceae
Source: the annotation of a GenBank genome assembly